This is a messenger RNA of Besnoitia besnoiti, 1179 nucleotides long. RefSeq lists its product as uncharacterized. Lineage: Eukaryota; Apicomplexa; Conoidasida; Eucoccidiorida; Sarcocystidae. The transcript has a single exon. The record is from RefSeq and is a predicted model, not a curated record. The coding region runs from base 1 to 1179 and encodes 392 amino acids.
AUGCCAACAGGUUUCGUUUCUGCCAGCGGGGCGCACGCGGAACUGAUGCGCCUCGGCGUACAAUCAAAGAGUCUUGCCCAGCAGUUGUUCGACGCAUAUGAUCCAGACCCGCCGGAGCACGCAGCGAAGUCGAUUUCGAAACCGGAAGGUGCGGAAGAGUAUUCGUCUCGAAUGCUCGAGUUGUUUGACUCGCUCCUCUCUCGCUCAAUGGAAUAUGACGAGGACAGCGGUCCCGCAGAAGAUUUUCUGCGACGUGUGGCCGACGCCAGAAACAGUGGAAUAAGCGCCGAGGAAGUCCUUGAAAACCUUCUGUACGAGAUCGAACAAUUGCUGGACGCUGAGGCGGGCAUCGAAGAGAGUACGAACCAAAACGACAUAGAUAUUGUAAAGAAGCUCUUUGUUAAGAAGGGGAAAAAGACAAUGUUAUUCCGCGCCCUAGACACCUUCUGGAUGUUCGUGAGAACGUACAAGGUCGCCCCAGGACUAACAACGACAACGACACGGCGACCGCCUCAUACAACUCGACCCAGGACAACAACUUCGCGGCCAACAACAACUCGCACUACCACGAGGCGAACCACGACGAUUCGCACAACCACAACGAGCACCUCGACGACGCGGACAACGACAACACGAACCUCGACGACGAGCACCACCACGACUCGGACAUUGACAACGAGCAGUACAGGGACAGAAACCUCUGGCACGGCCACAACGACAUCAACGGCAUCGAUAGACAACACGAUAUUUUCCACGUUGCGCCCCUUGUCCACUCCGGCCAUGAUACCCGGUGGAACGGCGGAGAUCUCUGUGUUUCUGGAUGUAGCCGCAAGGGUGCUCCUGAACGAUAUCUGCGCGAGCGAUCACUCCGCGUGCACCGAGCAACUAGAGGACUCUUUUCACCAAGCAGUUCAUGAAGAGUCCCGUGAAUCGGACUUCUCGAGGUCGCGGCUCGCCAUUGGCUUGAUGACCCCACGGAGGCGAGGAGUAGUUGUAGUUAUCUAUAUUCUGGAGGAUGACGACCUACGCUUCUCCAGUGUAUUGCAGAAAGUGCUCGAAGACGUUCCGCGCUGCAGGAGCGUAGAUAGUUCGCUGGCAAUCUGUCGGACGCCAAUCGGAGCCACGUUCUCUCGGCGACGGAUAACGCCCACGGUGACGAGCAUUCGCAUGAUCCCCUAA